UCCAAGAAAUCAAGUGCAUAUAUUCUUAUUGAGACGAAAAAUCUUGUCCAAUAAUUGUGCUUUUGUGUACAAAAACAUAAGAGAAUUGUGCAAUUACUAUUUUUUAAAUCAAAUAAAUUUAUAUACUUCAAAUAUUAAUGCUCUUGUACGUUUGAAAAUUGAAACAAAAAAAAGAAGUUAAUCAAUCAAUUGUGUUUCCGUUGCAAAUAGAGAUACUGUUCAAUAGUUAAAAAAAAAAAAAGGAAAAAAAAAGUAAAAAAAAGAAUAUAUAAUUUGCAACGAAUUGAUUUCAUAAAGCAAAGUGUGAAAACGCGAUAAUAUAUAUGUACAUGGAUACAAAUUAGCAAAGGAAAUAGAAGGAGGUAAAAACUGAGCAGUCUAUUUUAAAGUGAUCUCAAGAAAAAUAAAAAAAAAAGGAAAAAAGAAAAUCAAAGACAAAAGGAUCUCGCAAUCCCAAACCAAAUAUAGCUUUUGUUUGAACAUCCAACUUGUUGUGAGAUUGCUUUCAACAUUCAUGCUGUGUAUUGAGAACAUUGCGAGUUUGCUGGUAACGAAACAAAGUUAACAAAUUGAUUAACUGCUGGUGCCUUCGGAAAGAUGGAUGCAAAGAAAAGCAAAAAAUUCGAUGUUCGCCUAAUUAGAUCCAAGUGGGUAAUGUCUAUGAAUUCCGCUUUAAAGGAAUUGGGAGCUGAACAUCAACAAAGUUCUUCAGUAUCUUCGGACACUGAGGAAGAUUCAGUACCAACGGAAAAAAUUAGUGUACAAUUGAAAAGUAAUUUCCCAACGCGUAAUAAUAAGGCUUUCGAUUGGCAAGCCAUGAAGGCGGCAUUACUGAAAGAAGCCCAAAUUGCUUUAGAAGCGGUCGACGGAAAAGAAAAUGAAGAUAGACCAAACAGCGAAAGUGGAUUAUCUUGCGCCGCUGCUGCCAAAAGCAAACCAUCUUUAUGUAAUAAACGGAACAUUGAAAAGGAUAAAGUUGACUUAUGUCAAAAAAUGUCUGAUGAUAUUGAUAUUUCCGCAUAUGGCUAUGAUAUAAUUGAAGCUUUAGGCACUAAGGAUGCGCAAGUAACUGUUGGGGCAACCGGCCUAUCACCUACUAGUAGUGCAUCCAGCGAUACUUCUUUAGAUUCGGAGAAAUUGAGUUUACGUUUUGCAAACCUUUUUGGCAAAUCGUCAAUUUCCGUCAUAGAUGAUUGUAAUCCAAUUGUUGCCCUAUCCAAAAUUCUGGCUAUAAAAGACUUCGAUCCACUAGCUCCUCAACUGUUGUUGCAAUUGGUUAUUAAAGAUAUUAUAUCCCUAUCUGAGUUAAGUCGCCGCGAAGAUAAUGUUAUAAAUGUAGAAAUUGAUAAGCAACGUAUAAGAGCGUUUGCUGCGCUCAGUGAAGAGGAUAAAAAGAAUUGUCAUCUAAGUCCUUUUUUGGAUGUAUCGAAUAUUAUUGUGACGCACCCCGCCAACGAGUUUUUCACAUUUUGUUCGUGCAAAAGUUGUGAAGAGUAUCGUGAAUUGGUCUUCCGUAUAAUGGCAGAUCAUUUUAGAGCUGCUCAUAUGGUAGUAAUGUUACUUGAUGUCUUAAUAAAGGCUUACGGACCUAUGCUCAAAAACAUUACCGCCUACAAUAAAUUUGAAAAAUUAUUUAAUAGUAAUAAGAAAAUUUAUUGGAUUACAACUGGCUUUUAUUAUCGGGAAAUGGCUGAACAUAUGGACUUUAUACAUGAUGAAUAUUUAUCGGAUAAUAUGGUUUUUGUUUUAUUUAGUUCAAUUUUAAUGGUUAAUAAUCCUUUGUUGCUACUAAAAAUAUUAGCAUUUCAUGUAGAGUGCAUAGUUAAAGCAUAUGCUGAGGGUUUUCUCGAAAUUGUUGACCCCGAUCAGAAUAAAAUACCAGCGGAAGAAAUGCUUACGUAUAUCCUGAAUGGCUAUGACGAAAUAAUGCGCAUAUCGGAAAAGGUAGCAACUUGCUUAUUUGCUUUCGAAAACGCCUUUCUACGUAAAUUUACUUUAACGUGGAAAUUGUUGUGUCAGCGUCUUUAUCAGCAACAUGUUUAUUUGAAUUUAACCGACACUAUGUUAGCUUGCAUAAUAACGCUUAAAGACGAAGAAUUGACAUCACGUCAUGCUGCUCUCAUUAAACGUUAUAUACAUUUUGAUGAUACUAUGAAUUAUGUGGAUAAACGUUGGACUGAUGUGUGGAUUGAAUUGAACAAAUUCAAUUUAACCGAUUUGGAACGUGAACGACGCAAAAAUUCUAUGGAUGUCUUUCAAAUAUUUGACACCGUUAUGCAGGAUUCAAUUGCGUUCGCUCUUCAGGACAGUGCCGGUGAAAGCGAUUUUUAUAAUUUUGCUUCCUUAAAGAAUCGUCGCCUUGUUUGGCACAGAAUUAUGACGUAUGCUAAAACAAAAUGGCCAAAAGGUUUCUUUGAGCCACCGAACACGUUAGUUGUUGAAGAUAAGUGCAAAAAAUGCAAUCUUUUGCUGGAAUAUCAUUCUGAAGGUUGCAAAUGUAUAACAUGCUCAAUAGCUGGUGGACCUUUACCUCCCAGAAAAGAUGCUGAUGGCUUUUGCCAUAAAUGUUCGGCACAAAAUGUUCUUGGAGAAAAAGAGGUGAAUUUCUACGAAUCGAAAAUUUUGAACAUUUGCACCAACGAUGAUUUUCUAUCCUCCGUUAAGACCAAUAAUAUUGAAAGUAAACCGAAAAAUACUGCCUUUAGCGAAGUUACUCGAGAAGUUGAUGCCAUUCCUUGUGACGACAAAACACCUUCUGAUAACAAGAUUGAUGUAUGUCAGCCCUCAUCAUUAACGCCCUCUUUUAAUACUUAUCAUAUCGCAUGGGCUGUCUUUAGCCAUUUAAAUAAUCGCAAACGUUAUCCUUAUGAGAUUGUAGAGGAAGCCAAAUUUUGCAUUAAUUGCAAAUUAGCGCAAUGCCAGCUAGCUCGGAAAAUAUUAAACAAUGAAAUAUCAUUGGAUUUAUCUCGAGAACUUAUACGCUUUUAUCAACCAUUGUCGAUGACCCGCGAAGAACUACGUUCAAUUUUGCCGAAUAUAAUGUUUUAUAAUCGGAAAAUGAUUGCCUCAAAUAAUCGAUUUGAUGUCAUGGAUGUUCAUGAUUAUGUAGUGAAAAUCUACUGGAUUUAUGUGAUUUCCAUAUAUGCCAGCUAUUUCCCUUGCUUGGAUAAUAUUAAGAAAAUACCGCUUAAUUUACAGUGCUUAGAGCUAUAUAAUAAUGACAUACGAGUUAAUGUCGAGAGCUUAAAGGGAAAUAAGGACGAUACGAAGUUUAUCGAAUUUCUGAAUAAAAUCAAAAGUUUAUCGCCUUAUGACAAUGACAUUGAAUCAAAAAUAAACGGUUCGUGCGUGGAAGCAGCAGACAGCGCAGAAAUGGAUAAAAAACUAAACGAUAUUUUAAACACAAAUGAGUUAAAUGAAAAUUUACCGCCUGCUGGAAAUGCCAGCACCUCUGUGAUCACACCCACUACUGAAAUCCAACCAUCACAUGCGUCUAACGUGUCGGAUAGUGUGGAUUGUCAACCGAAAAAAAUGUGUAAAGAAAAAUUUAAAAAAUGUUGUUUUGAUCACAAUGACUUAGGUGACCAUUGCAAAGAGAAUCAUGCUAACAAAAAACGCCUAAGGAAGGAUUGUAACCACGCGCGAAUGAACGAAACUCGGGAUAGAUUGCGUAAAAAAUUAUCUCAAAUAGUGAAUGAUCGUAAGAAUAAUAAAUGUAAUAUAACAACAUCCACCUUACCGGUAGAAUCACAAGUUCAACCGCAUGGGACAAUCAACCCAAGCAAUGUAAAACAGCCGCAGCCACAGGCACCGCCAACUUUAAAAUUAAGUCAUCCCUUGAUUACCAAUACACCGAUCACAAAUUGCGAUCAACUGAAAAAAUUAGAAACUGACUGCAAUAAAGGAAACAACAGUUUGGAAUGCUUAAACAGUUUAUGCAAACGCUUAAAUCAUUUGCAUACAAAAUCAAGUAAAGAAACUAGCAAAAAUCAGCAACAAUCAACCCAACAACCUUAUUUAGAAAAUUCACAAAAGAAAAUAUUGUUAAGCAAUUUCACUACACAAGAAAUUUCGGCUUCACAGCAACACCAAUUGAUGAUUAAUGGGUGUUCAAAAACUAAUCCAAAGAUGAUCUCACAAGCGUCAACCGCCCAGGUAAAGAGCCCCAAUAACUUAGACUUUGUGAGUGAAAUUUGCGAACUGAUCGAUAAUUACUCUAAAGAACCUGUAAACGAACAAAAAUGGAUAAAAGAAACGCUAAGCUUUAUUGAGGGUUCUGCAAAUAAAACGGGCAGUAGCAAGAAAUCGCAACCGCAAACAACAAAUCCUAAGAAGGCGGCAAAAAAGGCCAAACAGAAACAACGAAAAGAAGAAGAAAAACGUAUUGCCGAAUUGCAGGACUUACGUGGUCAGUUUUAUAAUAUCUACUUUAAGGAAUUUAGCGAAAAACAUUAUUUGAAAAUAUUGAAAGGAAGUAAAAAACGCGAUAAAAAGAAAAUCAGUGAACUGGAAACGAAUAUUAAAAAUUUGCAACGCGCCAAAGCCAAGGUUGAAACUGCCAUAUUGGAGCUUAUAGCCACUGUUAAACAAACAAAUACGGAAUUUAAAUUUUCCUAUUUACCCACUAAAGAGCAGCAAAUGGAAAAAGUGAAGGAGCUAGAAAGUCAAUGCGAAACUAAAACAAAGACGAAAUUUUUGACAACCGAUGGUGAACGCGAGCGAGAGGUUAAAGCCACAACUUCUACUUCCAUUGCAUCGAUCAAUAAUAUGAAUGUAGUUCCUGAAGGAUACGCAAUGCCCUAUGCUCAUGCCAAUCAUUUUCCCUAUAAUUUGGAUUAUCCCGGAACAAGCAUACCAACCUCGAGUCCUUACGAUUUAAUGAGAGGUGCACCUAUGUGUUAUGCACCUCCGCAUAAUCAACAAUUAACUCCGGAUGUGGUAGCUGCUAUGACUGCAAAUACUUCCUGCAAUAAUAAUACAGAUCCCUCAAAGCGUAUAGUGACAAUUCGACGCGUCAAUUUGCCAAAUGUUCCUGAACCGCAGGUCACUGUCACGGCGAAAGGUAGUUCGCCAGAUAAAGACAAGCUGCUGUACACGUUCAUAAAUGGUCAACUAGUGCAAACUGGAAAUACUUCUUUGCCAUUAACACCGAUUCCCACCGUGGCAGUACCUACCGUACAAGCAGUGCAUCAAAAUCAAGUUUCUGAACAAUUACAUACUGUACCGCCUCCAGCAUCAAAUUUAUCAAAAACCCAAUUGAAAAAAGAGCGACGUCGUCUUGCAAAACUAGUGGCUGACGCUGAAAGUACAGCUCAAGUACAAACUCAUCGUCUUCAAGACGAUAAACGCUAUAAAGGACAAGAAGGUGUACAAUUUCAGCAACAGCAACAGCAACCGCAACAGUCGAAAGGACGCAUUAGAGCAAAUGUAAAUAACUCAACGUCAACCACUUCGAUUUCCACGAAUGAAACCAACGAAAUAUCAAAUAAUCGUACGAUGCUUAAGCAUAUAUCUACUCUAAGACGUUCAAAUUCAAGUACUACUUCCUGCUCAGCGGCUACAACCUCAUCUUCGUCGGCGAAUUCAAUUAGUAGUCAAAUGAAUACGCGGGAAAAUUCCGUCAGCAGUUUAAAGCCUUCAAACACAACCAAUAUGAAACGGAUCAAAAUUAACGAGGGCAUGGAAAAAUCCAACGAACAAAAGCCAGCGGAUAAUUCGAAUUCAACCGGCAGGAUGACGGCUAAAAAUAGCCGAAAAAGCAAACAAAAGAAGAUAAGCGAAAGCAAAAAGAUACAAAAUAAACCACCGCCAACAUCAUCAGAGUCCGAGGAAGCGGAAGAGGAGCAAAAUAAAGUAUCAUUGCAGACAGUAUCCACUGCGAAAUUACCUAGGCAAAGGGUUCUACAAUCCAAGCAAAUUGCGGAUAAGCCACCAAAAUUAAAUUCACAACAAAAGCAAAACAAAUCGAAACCCACCGUGCCACUACCAACAUCCUCUGCAUCAGAAUCAGAUAAGACGCGAUUGAAUGCCGCGUUGAAACUAAGCAAGGAAAUCAAUCUACGUCGUCCAAAAUUGGUAGAUAAUGGCCAGUUUGAUAAUAAUCCAUUCAAAACAUUGCAUUUACAUGAUUCUGAUUCAGAAAUGGAAUCAUCUGCACGUUCAACUUCUAACGCGAGUGAAGAAGCGCAAACGAAUCGGCAUUUGCUUCAACAAAAGACGCAAAUAAAUCGUCAACUGGCAAAGACCGAUAACAAGGUCAAACAAAAUGUUGAUGUAAAGAAAACUAUCGCUAAAAAGGUGACUGUAGAAAAGACACAAAAGAAACGGGAUGCUAUUGUCCGGAGACCCAUUAAAGAAAGCUCGGAGCAAGCGGUUGCCAAUAGAUCAAAUACGCAGUGUCAAAAACUACCCAAUAGUAAAGCGGGCAAAAAUGAUACCAUACGUAAUCAACUUUCAGACGACAGGCAUUUACUGCCCGAUGCCAAAGUUAAACAUCUACCGGGACAAAUUAGCAAUCGUAAAAACAAAAAUGAUAAUCGCUUAUUGACUGGAGAGACUACCGCUGGCUGUCAGAGUAAACGUAACGUGGUCGUCAACAACACCAGCAAUACGCACUCCGCAGUAAAUAAUCAAAGCAAAAACGAUAAUCGCGUUACAGUUCGAAAUUGCGAAACGAAAUGUGCAACGCAUGAAACUCAGCAACGCACGCCGUCUGCAGUAGAAACUAAAAAUUCGUCGAAACGUAGUUUACGCAGUAAGAAAAGUACGCAAAAACAACAAAAACUUUGUUUAUCUCUUCAUAAGGAUUGCUGCUCAGGUAUUCCCGACAACAUGGGCUAUUUCAAUUCGAAUGAAGUAAAUGCGGCGAAAUCAACAUAUCCAACGACAAAUGCGGCGACUGGUGCUAUCAAUACUGUUUCACCCAAUUUUGAUAAUUCAGACGAGUUUGGUCCUGUUAAUGCUUCUAUAACAGUACCUAACGGACGGCAACGAUUUUCGACUAAUGUUAGUAUAAUGGAUCAAUUGAAUCGAGGAGUACAAGUGGAAAAUCUUUCGUUACCACCAGGCAUCACGUUAACUAAAGUUGAUCCGAUUAAAAGCGAACAAUUGCGUCAAAAAUCCGAAUCCAUAAAAAAAUUGGCAAAGCCUUUGCAAACACAGGCUGCCAUCCCUACCGCAACGCAUGCAUUCCAUCAUCCAGGAGCCACCAUUAUAGCACCACCUGUAACACCAAUGUCUUCAUAUUAUAGCGCACCCUAUGCUAGCGUGGCAUCGACAGCAGCUAUUGAUCCUCAAAGUGGUAUAAUUAUGGUUGAAGCCAAGUCAAAUCCAACGUGUAAACUGCAAUUUAAAAAUCCCUCGUGUAGUAGUGCUAAGCAAUCAAAAAACAAGAAACGGCGUAAUAAAUCAAAGCCUAAUAAAAACGGCUGUGAUGGAUCUACACAGGCGACGGCCGAUUCUACUACAGGCAGCAAUAACGGUCAAACUAAAAUCAUUACCCUGCGUAAUCCCAUGUUUCACGGAGGACCGGUGGCUGCAGCAGCCAACAUUUUGAAUCAACCAGGCAUAUUGCCAGGUCGUUCCGCGGAAAAUUAUACAUUGCCCAACCCGUUGCCGCUUGAUCAACCAGCUGCUAUUAUUAAAAACGACAAUGGUAUGUACACCAUACGUAAUCCAGCGUUACAUCAUGCGGUUACAAAUGGAUUAGCUUUGGGUGGAUAUCGUCAAUUUGGUAAUGUCAACUAUUAUACGCCGCAGGAGGCGGCUGCGGAAGCUGCCAAAGCCACUCAAAAACAGAAGCGACAGCAACAAGGUGAUAUCAUUCAACCGGCAUCGGGUAGUUCAACUGCUUUUUCCUAUUUUUCAAACGAUUCGUUGCAAAACAACGCAUCGGGCGCUCAUAAUAAUAUUAGCAUUAGUUGCACUAGCAUUAGCGAAAGUAUUACUAGUAAUAGCAGCGGUAGUAGAUUAUCCGGUGACGCGGCUGUAAUUGCGAGACCCACGUCCGCUCAGAAAUGUAUUUCGGCGAUUGGUAGUGAAAUUAAGAAUGCUCAGCAGCAAAAACGAAAAUCAAAGGAACAAACAUGGACUCUACCAUCGCUUCUUAGCAACGAUAACUUAAAUUCUAAUACGUCAUUUACGAUGGGAGUGGGGCGAAAGAGUGUUUCGCAAGCCGCAGCCGAUUUAUCCUUGCAGGAAAAAUAUCAACAAUCUAAAUAUUAUAAUGGUUUCGAUGUUUUUGCGAGUCGAAGUGGAGGCGGUACUCAUAUGCACCAUAGUUGCGGUGACGAUUCGCCGCCACCAAUCACCGGUUACACGGGUUCUUAUUUGGAUGGCAUUCCCAAUACUGGUGUCAUACGUUACGAUGAUGCGUCUUUUUUAAAAAAUUUGAUACCCGGACAAAAUCUUAACAAUGAGGUUUCCAUUCAUAAUGUCGACGAUACAAGUUUCGGUCGAAAUGCCAGUUCGCCGUCAGCACACCGUGUAGAAAUUACACCUGUUUAUAGUACUCGACCAUCGUCUGCUCAACUUUACGAUUCACCUGGUCGUGGUGGUGACCUUCAACAAACUGUAUUUAGAACAACAACAAAUUUUCGUAAUCAUUUAAACGAUUUUAAUAAAGAUUCUGCAAUGUUUUCGAGUACGGAUUUGCAUUUGAAUCUAAGUGAAUUUGAGUCUACAAUAAGUUACGAAUACGAAUCGGCAACGUCUGCGGGAGCAGCAUCUCGGGAUGGCGAAGAUAAUCAUAAUUCCAUAUUGGAUUUUAAUAAUUUGCUACCGAAAAAAGGACCAAACACUACACAUCGUGCAUCGCCAUAUCUUGACGAAUUUGUUCAAAAUAUGAACAAUUUACAAAUUUCUGCAUCUUCCGAUGAGCAAAUAUCUCAACUUAAUGGCAGCAAUUCGGCGAGAUCAAGAUCUAAUACCAAUGUCAAUGCUGCUAGUAAUUGGUGGUAAAAAUAAAAACUAUCUCCUACACAUAAGCGAAUUCAUAGGUUUGUGUGUUAAGUUAAUCAGAUAAUUAAAAAAUUUUAGAAAAUUAGAUAAGAUAUAUAUCUUGAUCACGAACGCAUUUGCAAUAAAUUUAUUGUAAAAAAACAUGAACAAUUCUAUUCUACAGCGGCCGUGACUAUUUAUAGAUGAUAAAUGAAAUCGCGCAUCAUUGAUCCCAUGAAAGACGGAAUACUUUUCAUUCAAAACAUUUUAUUAUAAAAGAAAACACAACAACAACAAA
Messenger RNA from Glossina fuscipes, 9235 nucleotides. RefSeq lists its product as uncharacterized. The record is from RefSeq and is a predicted model, not a curated record. NCBI's taxonomy places the organism in Eukaryota, Metazoa, Arthropoda, Insecta, Diptera, Glossinidae. The transcript is spliced from 18 exons. The coding region runs from base 598 to 8958 and encodes 2786 amino acids.